UCUAAGGGAUGCUUUGCCAACACAACACAAUGUCCUCUGGCCAAAGGGUCAGCCCCUCGUCUCCUGUUGUCACAGGUCCAAGUGUCAGUGAGCCUCCGGGCCCCUGCAGAGUGUCUGCUCACCCAGCCCCUGCUGCAGAUUUGGACCUGAAAUCCUCCGGCUCGCAUUCUGAUCACUCCUCUGAAACCUCACUGCCUGAAAUCCAAAAGGAUAAAUACCUCAAGGAGUGUAGCCUGCUAAAGCCGCAGACAAAAGACGGGCAGCGUCCAGAGUGGACAUUUUACCCGAGGCUUAGCAGCAACAUCCACACCUACCACAUCGGGAAGCAGUGCUUCUUCCAGGGCGUCUUCCUCGGCAACAGGAGGUCUCUGGCAGAGAGGACGGUGGACAAGUGCCUCGGGAGGAAGAAAUAUGAUAUUGAUCCCAGGAAUGGAAUCCCAACGUUAACUCCAGGAGAUAAUCCAUAUAUGUACCCAGAACAGAGUAAGGACUUCUACAAAGUAGGAGCAACUCUCCCACCAGUGAAUUUUUCAUUAGUGCCUUAUGAAAAGAAACUUGAUACAUUUAUUCCACUUGAGCCUCUUCCACCAAUUCCCAACUUGCCUUUCUGGGUAAAGGAGAAGGCCAACAUGCUGAAGAAUGAGAUAAGAGAAGUUAAGGAGCUGGACAGUUGGCAGUCAUCGAUCCCUUUGAUACAGAGUUUGUACUCUACUGAGUUGGCUGCAGUUGAUUCCCGUGGGCUCCGGAGUGACUCAACAUCUUCCUACAGUGGAAACUAAGGACCAAAUUUCUUAAGAACUAUGUACUAGGUAUCUCUUCUACUUUAAUCUCUCUCAGGUUCCAAGGCCUCCUGACCCAAAGCCCUCUUCUUGAGUUUCCGGUUCAUCACCAUCGACCAGAAGACUAUAUUUGUUCUAAUCAAGACUUGGAAGGGAAACAAGUUGGAACCCUCCUGGAAAGGAUCCUACCUGUCUUGCUUACCACAGAGACUGCUGUUUGGACUGUAGAGUGAGGUUGGACCCAUCACACACGGGUUAAGGGCGAACACAACUCAACUUGAACGGCCAUACCAGGACAUAUCCCCUUGAAACUGAUUCUAAAAACUGUGAGCUGUCUUAAUAACCAUCAUGUACUGAGUUCUAUUUGCUUUAGGGAUCUGGCAAAUUGCAGGGGCUUACAAUGUGGGCUGGAGAAAGGUGUACAAUCUGAAUCGUGCUUACCCAGUUAAAUUAAUGGUUAUAGGUAACUUGAAUGACUUGAAUAUUUCAGCUCUUAGGUCAAAAGAUUGGCUAGGACUAGACUUAGGAAUAGAUGUCACAGGACAAGACCCCCUAGACCAGUGGUCGGCAAACUGUGGCUUGCGAGCCACAUGUG
Myotis brandtii (Brandt's bat) is the source of this 1374-nucleotide messenger RNA. It is a transcript of the gene SPATS1, whose product is annotated as spermatogenesis associated, serine-rich 1. Lineage: Eukaryota; Metazoa; Chordata; Mammalia; Chiroptera; Vespertilionidae. The record is from RefSeq and is a predicted model, not a curated record. The transcript is spliced from 7 exons. Bases 9 to 779 code for a protein of 256 amino acids.